This is a messenger RNA of Fusarium redolens, 1155 nucleotides long. RefSeq lists its product as uncharacterized. The record is from RefSeq and is a predicted model, not a curated record. Gene Ontology annotation, biological process: regulation of transcription by RNA polymerase II. The coding region runs from base 1 to 1155 and encodes 384 amino acids. The transcript has a single exon. NCBI's taxonomy places the organism in Eukaryota, Fungi, Ascomycota, Sordariomycetes, Hypocreales, Nectriaceae. Gene Ontology annotation, molecular function: DNA-binding transcription factor activity, RNA polymerase II-specific; RNA polymerase II cis-regulatory region sequence-specific DNA binding.
AUGGCUGCCUUUGUACACUCUUAUCCUCACCACAUGGAACUCCCAUUUGGAAACCCCAUGAACAUUAUGACCGCAACCCCAUCACCAGGAUAUAUCAUGACACCUUCUCCAUAUUAUACUAGGACACCGUCGCCGACAAGUCGAGGAAACAUGGAAUACCAGCCUGUUCUUGGACAAGUCCAAGACCCUUCCUUCUUUGAAGAGGCCAUAGGUGGUUCUCCUCACCCACAAGAAAUGGCACUUGGCAUUAUGCAAGCACCAUUCCAGUAUAACCCGGUAUCCAAUGCACCCAAUGGCCCUUUCCCUUCACUGGCUACAUUGCCAAGCAGCGAGGCUGAGCAAAAGCCCACCCGUCGGGCUCGAAACCGGAAACCUUCUCAGUUAAGCAUUAUCACCCCUAAAGAAGAAAGCGGCCUAGGAGCUGUGCCCAGUUCCCCAAAGCAGAAGAAACGUGGUCGCAAGCCCAAGGGAGGAGCCAACGAGUCGGGGAAGUUUCGUCAGGAGAUUGAGCUUGACGAAGAUGACCUUCCCAAGGACCCUCGACGUCGACGCAUUCUUGAACGCAACAGGAUAGCCGCGACCAAGUGUCGUCUUCGGAAACGAGACGAAGCAUCCGCUCUUGCUUCUCAGGAACAAGCCAUGGAAGACCAGAACCGAUAUCUUUCCUCAUGCUUUGAUUCAUUGACAGCUGAGAUAUAUCACCUGAAAACUCAAUUGCUGCAACACACAGACUGCAACUGUGUACUGAUUCAGAAAUAUAUCGCCAAUGAAGCCAAGAAGACAGUUGAUGGUCUGCUUUCUUGUUCAUCGGCCUUCCAGCCUGACAGCGACCCCAUGAGCCCAUACCGUCGAGGCUCAUGCAAUAGCGGCACCAGCCCCACUGAGUCCCUGGGUGUACCUACUCCGGAGUUUGAAGGAGUCUCGCCAGCUUGGUCACAGCCUUUCCAAACAGGUCAUGCCUCAGCAUCAGAGGUCGGAGAAGAAAUCUUCGAGAUGCCAAUGAAUCCUUACAGCAAGGGCUCAAUCCAUAUGCAUGGUCAACCGCUCACCAGCAUGACACCACUUCAUCAUCCCGAAUCCGAGGUGUAUGUCGGUAUGGGACCUCCACCCCAGCAUGUGGAUGUUAUCAGUUGGAAUCCUUCAUGGGGGUUUUAG